Molecule: messenger RNA, 5452 nt
Organism: Papaver somniferum (opium poppy)
Lineage: Eukaryota; Viridiplantae; Streptophyta; Magnoliopsida; Ranunculales; Papaveraceae
Exons: 2
Coding region: 1093-2613 (506 amino acids)
Molecular function (GO): catalytic activity
Source: RefSeq, a predicted model, not a curated record
CUGAAGACCGUGAAAUUUUAAGAUUAUUAAGAUUCGUAGGGAUAAUAUCAACACCGGAUUGCAUACGGCUUUUACAGCGGCGAUUGACAUCUUCUUAGUCCUCUUUUCAGUCUUUUCUCCUUCGAUUUUCAUCUAUCUGUUAAUCUGUUCAUGCUCUAGUCCUUCAAUUGCUGAUUAAUAGAUUUUUCUUAGAAUUUUUAUCUGACCUAGUUCUUAAAUUGCCUAUUUCUUCUGUUUUGAUUUUUGAAAUGUGUGGAUCUUCCUAUCAUUUAAAACUUGCUCAGAUCUAUACCAGGGAUCGAUUGAUUCGUCGAAAUUUAGAACCCCUUUAAUUUGUUCUGCUAUUUAGAACCCCUUUAAUUUUAGAACCCCUGUAAUCGUUUGCUUUGCACCCUGUUCCCUAUUUUGAUUAUUGUCUCUCCUAAUUUUUUAACCCUUAAUUUUGGUGUCCCAUUCAGGGGUUAUUCUAAUUUGGGGAUUCAUGAAUUUUUCUAGUAAUUUUUGCAACUCUCACCACCGUUGGAGAAUUAGGAGACUACCUAAUACUUCUGUGAAGAAAAAAGUAAAACAUAUGUUUCUGUGGAUUUCAGCCAAAAUGAACUGCUUCUCUGAAAAUGUAAGAGAUUACAACUUGUUGCCGGGUGAGUAUGAGGAAUCUAGACAGAUUUGUACAAGAAAACCAACAAUUGCAAAGCGGACCAAGACUGAAAUUCUUGCAGAAAGAGUGGGAACAAGGAUACUUGACAUAGUGGCGAUGGAAACAACAGCGGAGGAACCCCCUUUCAUCCAGAAUAAAAAGAUCAAUACUCAGGUUGAUUCUUUCAUGACUUUCGCGAACGAGGUAACCCUAAAGCUCCCAAUGUUUAAAUUUCUGUCUAUUCAUAUCUCUCUGAUUCUUAACAUGAAAAACACAAUGUAUGGACCAAACAUUAGAGUCACAUUUAUCAUAAUAUUAAAUGUCUGUUAUGAUAGUUUGAAGGAUAGUUCUAGACUCAUACUUAAGCAUGAAAUUAAAACCAUACCAUUCUUAUAUUAGUUUCUGAGGGGGUUUGUAUCUUUUUGUUGGUUGAUGUAGCUAAUAAAACUGUAUGUAUGAGUAUUAGAUUCCCAGUUCUCUCAAGACAAUUCUACAUUAUUCUCAUCUUAGGAAAACUAGUUUAUCCCAAUGUAUCUUACUUUUGGCAGUUCCUUAAGACGAUAGCUUGGAACUGCCAAGGACUUGGAAACUUCUAUAAACCUGAGACAUACUCUAGUUUACAUGAUCUGCUAAACAGAGAAAAUCAAGACAUUAUAUUCAUUUCUGAAACCAAGCAACAAACUGAUAAUGUAGAAAAAAUCCUCAGAAAAAUAAAUGUUCACAACUACUGGAUAGUCCCACCUAGGGGUACAGCAGGAGGCCUUAUUCUAGCUUGGAAAGACAACGUUAACUUAACCAUCCUAGACUAUACUGAUAAUCAAAUAAAUGCUAGAGUCUUCGACCAAACAAUAAACUCACACUGGAUAAUUACGGGCUUCUAUGGAAUCCCCUACAGGCCUAAUAAGAUUGAUUCUUGGAACAUGAAAAGAAGCAUGGCUUCUACUAUCACAGAACCAUGGAUAAUAAUAGGAGAUUGUAACAUAAUGCUACAUGAAUCUGAAAAACAAAGUAGAUUCCCUUUCAAUCAAUCUGAAGCCAACAAUUUCAUCGAGCUCUUACAUUCUCUAGAUUUACAUGACCUAGGCUUCACAGGGUACCCAUUCACUUGGAACAACAGAAGAAAUGAUAAUGACUUUACGGAACAGCGACUAGAUAGAGCUCUAGCGAAUAAUGAGUUGUUAAAUAUUUUUCCUAACAGCAACUUAACCCAUCUAGAUCCUCUAAUCUCUGACCAAGUACCAAUCUGUCUAAGCACUUACGUGAACUGGCACGAUGGGGCAAAACCUUUCAAAUACUUUGGGCCGUGGAUGAAUCCCCCACAAUGUAAAACCAUUAUAGACAAUGCUUGGACUACUAAUACUAAUGGCUCUGCUGCUUACUGUUAUACAAGAAAACUUAAAUCUGUUAAACACAGUCUUAACAGAUGGAAUAAAGAAACUUCUGGCAACAUAAACACCAACAUAACAAACAUAAAACAAAAACUUGAUGAAGCGAAUCAGAACUUAACUUCCAAUACAAAAGCUAGAGAAAUGAAAAAACUUACUUUAGAACUAACCAAAUGGUAUAAUACAAAAGAAGAAUUUUGGAAAAUCAAAAGCAAAAAACAACACUUAGCUUUAGGAGAUAGAAACACUCAAUUUUUUCACGACUCAGCCAGACAGAGAUAUAGAAGAAAUAAGAUAGAUACCAUUAGGGACCAACACGGUGAUUGGCUUCAGGAAAAGAGAGAUAUAGCUAAUUGUCUCUCGCAACAUUUCAAAACCAUAGCUACCACAGUAAACCCAUCUAUGGAUGAAGACCUAAUCGAUCUUAUACCUACUAGCUUAAACGACAUGGAUAACAGAUUCUUAGAAUCUAGUCCAACUGAUAUCGAAAUUAGAAAUACUCUCUUCGCGAUGGAACCCAAUAAAAGUCCAGGACCAGAUGGUUUCCCACCGGCAUUCUUUCAAAAAAAACUGGGACACAAUUGGACCUGAACUUAUCCAAUUGAUCCAAUCUUUCUUUAGGACUGGAUACAUCUUAAAAGAACUAAAUUCCACAUUUAUCUCUCUAAUCCCCAAGGUCCCUAAACCUGUUACAGCAGCUGAGUUCAUACCAAUAGCCCUGUGUAACACGAUUUACAAAGUGAUUUCUAAAAUUCUUGCUAACAGAAUGAAACCCUUGUUGAAUAGGCUUAUUUCACCUUUCCAAUCUGCCUUCAUUCCGGGAAGGCAGAUAUCUGACAACACAACUGUGGCUCACGAAUUACUUCACAAUAUGAGAAAGAAAAAAGGUCUAAUGGGUUUAAAAGUUGACAUGUCUAAAGCAUUUGAUAGGGUCGAAUAGAACUUUCUCAUAAGAAUAAUGGAAAAAUGGGUUUUUCUGACAACUGGUGCCAUCUCAUAUACCAAUGCAUAUCGACUACAAAUCUGUCCAUUCUCUUGAAUGGAUCGCCUUGCGGUUUCUUCAAACCUACAAGAGGACUUAGACAGGGAGACCCACUCUCCCCCUACUAUUCCUUUUUUGUAUGGAAGCUCCGACCAGAACUAUCCUUCAUGCUGAAAACUUAGAUUUGAUAAAAGGUCACAAGAUAAUUAAAAAUGCUCCCUCAAUAACACAUCUUCUCUUCGCAGACGACUGCUUAGUCUUCUGCGAAGCUAAUUCUCAAGCCAACAACAAUUUAGUGAAAUUUUUUUCUGACUUUGGCAAGGCCUUGGAUCAGCUAAUAAAUCUAAACAAAUCGGAGGUUUUCUUUAGUGCAAAUACUGAUGCUGAAAUAAUGAAUGGCAUCCAAACAAACAUGAACAUAAAAACCAUAUCCUUGGAAGAUAAAUAUUUAGGUCCCCCCUGUUUACACAUAGAUCCAAAAUUAAGUGUUUCGAACCAGUAGUUGAAAUAGUGAAGACUAGGCUUCUUGGUAUGCAAAAAAGAAAUCUAAAUUCUGCUGGUAAAACUGUUAUGAUUAAAUCUGUUACUUCGUCUAUGAGCAUUUACCAUAUGUCUUGCUUUAAACUCCCAAAAAAAAAUCUGCAAAAACAUUAACAAAAUACAACGAGACUUUUGGUGUGGCAAAAAUAUCGAAAACCCGAAAGGAACCUACCUUAAAGCCUGGGAUAGUUUCUGGAAUCCCUUAGAAAAUGGAGGUUUAGGUCUACAAAACAUUGAGCUUUUUAACAAAGCAAUGCUAGCUAAGUUGGGAUGGAGACUUCAAUAAGAUCCGGACUCCUUAUGGGGCUCGAUCCUAAAAGUUGUUUACUAUCCUCUAAUUCUGACAUAAUGCACCUUGAUCCUACACCAAAAAGAACUGAUAGUUGGCUUUGGAAAGGAUUAAAAGCGGUAUUGGCAUAAUGCAGACUAACUGCUUCUGGUCUUUAGGAAACGGAAACAAAAUCAACAUAUGGAAUGACUUUUGGAUACCAAAUGUUAAACCUCCAAUAGCUAAACCUAAUAUAGAUACCGCUAAUCUAAAUUUUGUUAGCGAUUUGAUUACAAAUGAUAAAGUCUGGGAUACCUCUCAACUUGAAAGAUGUUUCGACAACCACACUGUUAGCAUAAUAAAAAGCAUCCCUAUCCCUACCAGUAACGUAGAAGAUAAAGUUGUAUGGAACUUAACCAGUAAUAAACAAUUUUCUGUAAAAUCCUUGUAUAACAAACUUAACAACAGUGAAGUUUCUAGCACUGAUUGGAGUAAAAUCUGGAAACUCAAAGCCUCCCCUUCUAUAAAAAUGUUCAUGUGGAAAAUAGCCAACUCCAUUCUUCCCACUAGUAUGCGAGUUGCGGCUAAAGUUCCAAACAUUAAUACCACCUGCAAACUGUGUAACAACUUCAAUGAAUCACUCUCUUAUCUGUUUUUGGACUGUCAAUUUGCCUCGCAAGUUCGGAACCAUCUGAAUUUUCAGAUGGACUAUGUUAAAAAUGGAACCAUUACUUGUCACGAUUGGAUUGAUAGUUGGUUUAGAGAUAAAAAGAGAGACAACAGCUUCAUAGGCUGGGCUGAAUUAUGUAGCACCAUUAACUGGCACAUAUGGAAGGCUCGUUGUAAUAAAGUUUUCGAAAAUGAAGAUCAGAAUAGCUGGCAAACUGCCAACACGAUAGUAAAAUACCUAAAUUCAUCUAACUAUAUACAGAAUGUUAACUACAACAUAAACCAAAGUCUAUAUUAUAAUCCACUGAAUGACCCUGACCUUAAAAUUACUCCCAUAAAUUGUUGGCACUUUCCAGGCUAUUUUAGAUAUCGUAUUAGUAUAGCUAUCUCUAUGUUACCAGAAAAUUGUGACUCAGCUAUUGGCUUAACACUAAUUGAUGAUGCAGGCAACUGCAAGGAAGCCAGAGGAAACUCAUCAGGAUGGAACUCUAGAGAGCUGUUAGAACAAGAAGGAGUUGAAGCUGCUUUUCAAUGGGCAAUGGAGCUUUCAGGACACGACAUUGAAUUUCAAAGCGACUGUGGACCGACAUUAAAGCUGCUUAUUGAUCUAUAUGUGAAAGCCAGGGAGGAAAGAUUCAACAAUAGCAAUCAGUUUGAAAACCAGAACUUACAAUUAUGCAACUUCAAAGCUUUAUCUUUUAAUUUGGUCAAUAGAUCAGACCAUUUCUUAGAGGCAAGCAUCUCUAAAAUGUGUGAUCGAAAUGUCAUCAACUCCAAAUGGACUGACGAUAGUUUAAACUCUUUGAUUCAGGAAUUCUGUAAUAAUCCUGAUUACAACUGGAUUCUGUAUUUCCCUAGCUACACAGAUGGUACUAGGAUGCUUAAUCCUAGAUAGACUGUUUCAAUUAGCUUUGAUUUUGGUCUAAUUUCUUAUAAAAAAAAGAGGGAAAAAAUGAAUAUCUUUAAUUGAA